Molecule: messenger RNA, 1955 nt
Organism: Boleophthalmus pectinirostris (great blue-spotted mudskipper)
Lineage: Eukaryota; Metazoa; Chordata; Actinopteri; Gobiiformes; Gobiidae
Gene: glrx2
Product: glutaredoxin 2
Exons: 5
Coding region: 323-718 (131 amino acids)
Source: RefSeq, a predicted model, not a curated record
UGCGCCGCUCCACGCCGGGGACGUAAACAGAGGAUUAAACGCGUGGAAAAGUGAGCCCCCGCGCCCGACACCGCCGCUCCUGCUCUCCGCCCUGGGGCCAAACUAACCGCAUGUUUCAUCUCCGGCAUAACUUCCACCGUUUUGUUUCCUUCUGUUGCUUUUGGUCGAUGUUUGCCCGGAUCGGAGCGGCUUGGAGCGGCUGUAGCAGAAGGUCAUUCCCGCCGGCCGCGUCUUCACACCGGUCUGAUCAUCGCACGUUUAAUCGAUCUUUUUGACCUUGUUCGUCUGCAUUGCCUCUUGUGAUGUCUUCGCGUUUCUAAGAAUGGGGAACUUUACUUCUACGUCUACAUCCGCGUCCACCACGGCGUGCGUGAAGUACGUCCAGGAGGUGGUGUCUCAGAACUGCGUGGUGAUCUUCUCGAAGACCACGUGUCCUUACUGUAAAAUGGCCAAAAACGUCUUCAACGAGAUCGGAGCGCGCUACAAAGUCAUCGAGCUGGACGAGCACGACGACGGGAGGAGACUGCAGGAGGCUCUGGCCCAGAUGACCGGAGCUCGAACUGUCCCCAGAGUGUUCAUCAACGGGAACUGUAUCGGGGGCGGCUCUGACACGAAGCAGCUCCAUCAGCAGGGCAAACUCCUGCCUAUGAUCGAGCAGUGUGCCCCCUGCUGUUCCUCCGAGGGCUCGGGCAGUGGGCAGCCUGAACCGGUCCAAUGACUAACCGUUCUGCUGCUCGUUUUAAACCCAUUUUUAAUAACAUCUGUUCUCCAGGUUAUUUUACUGUUGUUUUAUUAUUUAAGGACACUUUUGCCUUUUGUUCUGCCAAGCACUGCCGUUUCUUGAUACAAAUACAGUUAUUAAAUAUGAAUAAGAAUAUGUGAAGACUGUUUUGAUGCAGGUUAAAAAGGAUCUAAUGCCUUUUUAUCAACACAGUCAGUCAGUUUUACAUGUGGUCAGUAGGUCAAGGUUCAUAUCUUUGGCUACGUUCAGACUGCAGCCUGAAGUGACCCAAAUCCGAUUUUUUUUUAGCCCCUUUGUGACCUGCAUCUGAUCUUUUAAUGACAGUCUGAACGACACAGAUCCGAUUUUUUCAAAUGCGACCCAGGAUUUGUGCUCCUGAAACUGAUACAUAUCUGAUCUUUUGACAUGCGACUUCAGUCUGAACGGCCAAAGCGCAUUCAUCCGACCUAAACGUUCUCAACAAGCAACAAAUGUACACAAAUGUUCUUCUCGUCAUACGAAAAUUGUUAAUGAACUCCGUGUCACUGAAGUGAAGCACAUCACCACUCACCACUCUUGGCUGCGUCUCCACAUCCACACGUUCCUUUCAACAGACGUCGCUGCCGCUGUCCCACAAAACACCACGACCAAAAACCUCGUCCUUCUCAAUCUCCUCCUUAAAACAAGUAAGUUGUUAAUGUUCUGGCUCUGGUACGAGAGGAACUUAAAAAUCUCCAGGUGCUCGAUGCUGCGUCCAUGUUUGGACAACUUCCAUAAACACAGAGCACGCUCGCUGCGGUUGACGUCGUCGUGUCUCCAGUGCACAUGUGGGACACUUUUGGCCCGUUUAAUGUUCACACUGGAGACACAUACAAGUCACAUUUAAUUGGAAAUGUGAACGACCUCGCAAAAACAUCAGAUUUCACAAAAAAAAUUGAGCGUUAAGCCCUGCAGUCUGAACGUAGCCUUUGUUUUUGGAGUUAUUGACAAAAGUUUAUAAAAAGUGUUAUAAUUAAAUAAAUACAUAUGGUGAUAUCAUAUAUGUUAUAAUUUGCAUGUUGAACACAGAUGGCUGGACUGUGAACGUUUGAAUGCUGCAAACCUUAAAAGCAUGAAAGAAUGUCUCUUUUCGCGUACACAUUUCAACUCAAAGCCUCAUCUGAAGUUCUAUGAAUGUUUGUUUGCAUGUUGGUUCAAAUAUUAAUUUAUUGCUAAUAAAUAAAUUCAUUAUUCA